AUGGUGACCCUUAAGCUUCUUAGACGAUAUUUCCAAGUUGCUUUGAAGGAUAACGCCGACCAGGAUGUCGCGCACUUGGAGACGAUGGACACAGUCGCCGAUAUAGAGGACAAGAACGCCCAUUCCCGCAUGGACCGGGAGGUCGCUGAAUACGCUGGAGCUGAGCGAAUUGAUAUUGAUGAGGCAACCGAUAGGCGUUUGAAAAAGAUGAUCGACAAACGCAUUCUCGUCAUCAUGGUAGUUACGUACUUCAUGCAAGCGCUUGAUAAAGGAACAAUCUCGUUCGUGGCAAUAAUGAACUUCAAUAAGGACAACGGAUUGAUUGGGCAACAGGUAGGUGUCGUCACGCAGUUGGGUACCCCGAAGAGUCAAAUUUGUAAGCUGACCAAAUUCACUAUCCAGUUCCCAUGGCUGACGACCUGCAUUUACAUUGCUGUUCUCAUCUGUGAAUACCCAACCAAUCUCAUCAUCCAGCGAGUACCAAUCGCCAAGUAUCUGUCAUUCAACAUUAUAUGCUGGGGCAUAGUGCUGAUGUGUCAUGCUGCUUGCCAUAACUUCGCUGGUCUCGUCGUAGUAAGGACCCUACUUGGCAUGUUUGAGACCUGCUGUCAACCCACAUUUGUUGUUCUAAGCGCAAUGUGGUACAAGCGGCAUGAGCAAGCCCAGGCGGUGACUUUUUGGUCUUUUGCCGGUACCAUCGUCAUCAUGACGGUUGAGAAUAAGAACCAGGCCACCCGCAUAGGUCUUCUUAUAAGCUACUAUAUCAUUUUCUCGUUCUGGUCUGCCCAGACGACUGCAUUAUCAAUGAUCAGCCGCAACGUCGCUGGACAGACCAAGAAGGCCGUUGUCAUCGCUGCAAAUUUUGUCGCAUGGGCCACGGCUGCUUCAAUAGGUGGGCAUCAGUAG
This is a messenger RNA of Phaeoacremonium minimum UCRPA7, 906 nucleotides long. Its product is annotated as putative allantoate permease protein. The coding region runs from base 1 to 906 and encodes 301 amino acids. Gene Ontology annotation, molecular function: transmembrane transporter activity. Gene Ontology annotation, biological process: transmembrane transport. The record is from RefSeq and is a predicted model, not a curated record. The transcript has 4 exons. Lineage: Eukaryota; Fungi; Ascomycota; Sordariomycetes; Togniniales; Togniniaceae. Gene Ontology annotation, cellular component: membrane.